UUAAGUACUGUUCACAGUGGUGCAACGUUUUAGCUUGUCUGUAAAAAUCCUUGCAUAUACAAAUUACAUUAUUUAACUUCCAUUUUAGGUCCAAAUUGGUUGUCAAACAGACCAUCUUCAGCAUGAAGAGUUGAAGAGAGCACCCAAAGUUCAUGAGCGAUUUUCCGUUGCCACGGGGAUGUUGCUGGUGUGGAACUUGUGGGGGGGUCUGGUCUACUUGGUGGCCCCACCGAAAACCCAAGUCGGGGGCCUGGAGGUCACAGUGCAGAUAGCUGUGCCAGCGCCUUAUUAUAAAUCUGGUGCCACAACACUAGCCGAUUGGUCUCUGCGGCGCACAGCUCCUUCCCCCUGGGCCGAGUUGGAGUUUGAGAACAUUAUCCUCACUGUACCCUCAGAUGUCAUACGGACGCUAGAUCGGCCAGAUUUGUUGGCGGCGUUCUGGGACACCAUCAUGAGAAGCAUUGCUGACCUGGCUGCAAAACCACACACAUAUGCCCGUAAAGAACGCUUUGUCGCAGAUGUGCAGAUUUCUCAUGGGUGGAUGCAUGCAGGAUACCCAAUUAUGAUGCACAAGGCUUCAGCAGCUAAUCUGGUCAAUAUUGAGCAUGCCAAGAGCAAAGGUGUGUGGGGGUCAGUUCACGAGCUUGGACACAAUCAGCAGAGAGCAUGCUGGGAGUUCCGACCACACACCACAGAGUGCACAUGCAACCUUUGGUCAGUGUAUGUGCAUGAAAUGGUGUUAGGGAUCAACAGGGCAAAGGCUCACAGCGCAAUCACUCCAGACAAAAGAAAAAAUCGAUUGCAGGAAUUUGUAAAAGAGGGCAAGCCACUAGGCAAGUGGGAGGUGUGGGUGGCUCUGGAAACAUACUUACAGCUCCAGGAAAGAUUUGGUUGGGGUGCUUUCAAGAGCGUGUUUGCUGCAUACCACACCAUGAACAACUUUCCAAAGGACAACAACGGAAAGAUGAACCUCUAUGCAGAGACCUUCUCGCAGACGGUGAAAAUGAACCUCUCUGGGUUCUUUAAGGCCUGGAGCUGGCCUAUAGAGAGAGCUACUGAGGAGAAACUAUCCCAACUUCCUCCCUGGACUGACCACCCCAUGGUCAAGCAUGGCUAAACGUUUGACUGGUGUUGAUUUGAGUGCGGGAAUCUGUUAGAAUCGCUGCUUCGAGUCCAUUUGUUUUAUUAUUGGGGUUAACGUAAUUUAAACUACUCUUGGAACGGUGUUCCUCCCAAACAGCUUCUCAGAGUUGUAAGUUUUUCUUUUAUAUGGGUAAAACAAUGACUCUUAUGGUUAUGAAUAAGGUGGUAUGGUAUGGUAAUAAUGACAUAUGUAACACUGACGGCAGUGAUUUUACUGCACGCAAACAAGUGACGCUAAUAACCUUGAGGAAGGGAACAAUAAAUAUUAACACACAAAAUACAUCA
Nerophis lumbriciformis (worm pipefish) is the source of this 1428-nucleotide messenger RNA. Lineage: Eukaryota; Metazoa; Chordata; Actinopteri; Syngnathiformes; Syngnathidae. The record is from RefSeq and is a predicted model, not a curated record.